AGGCUCUGUGGGUUUACUGUGAGAUUUUUCGUGAAGCUUGUGAGAAGUUUCGCUGUAGUUUUCUCAAAUGAAAUUAGACAUUUAAAGACAAUUUAUCUGAUUUUUAAUAAAGUGGAGUGUUCUGCAGUGUUUUGUACUUGAAGGAUAUCAAAAUUCUCUGGUGUUUGGAGAGAUAGAGACAGUUUUUCUCUGAUUUGCAAUUUUUCCACGCCACCAUCGGAAAAUGGGCGAUGACUCGAAAAUUUUGCAGGAUGAUAAAAACCUGUGGCCUGAAGAUCUGAAACAGAGGGAAGAACAGUGGCAGAAGAAUGGGGGCUCUCCGGGCCCGACGAAGCGUUUCGACAGGAAGCCUCCGUCGCCGCCGAUGCCACCACCAAGUGACGACAAGGGGCGCAGUAGGAGUAGGAGUCGUGAACGCAGGAGGAGUAGAAGUAGGAGCAGGAGCCGAGGGUACAGUCCAGAUGACAGAUAUCGUCGUCGCCGGGACGCAUAUGAUUAUCGAUCCAGGCCCAUGCGGCGUAGCCCGGAAAGGCGUCCUAUACGUCGGGAGCGGGAGCGAUCAAGAGAGAGGAUUCGCAAUCGAAGUCGUUCUCGCGAUAGACGUGAUCGGAGUCCCUCAAGGGGACGACCAAGGCGGGAUUGGAGUCCCAAAGGGAGGCGUUCGCCUAUUCGGCGACCAACAACCCCACAAGCUCCUCCACCUCCAAAUAUUGCUCCACCGCCCUACAUCCCCCAGCCCCUUUACUCUGAUGGCUACAACUAUUCAGCGAAUGUUCCUCCAUACGGACAGGGAAUGCCUCCCCAGCAAUUUGGAGGAUAUGAUUUUCCAGGGCAAGGUCCUCAGUCGUACGUGCCACCGUAUCCGCCUCCACCUCCAGUGAUCCUUCAACCUGGAGCACCUGGAGAUGACUUUGGUGGACCUAGAGUCUGGGGAGUACCUCCGUCGAUGGGUCAACAGCGUCAAAUGCCACCUCAGAUGCCCAUUCCCAUGGAAUCUGAAGAGGAUAAGACCAAGCGUGAAGCUGCUGUUGUGCAGGAGAUGCAGAAUCAACGGGCAACAUUGAAGAAACAGCGUGAAGAUUAUCAGCGACGUGCAAGUGCAUUAACGCGUGAAUUGAAGAUUCUUAGAGAGCAAAGAAAUAAAUUGGCAGCCGUCAAUCAGCCACAUAGUCCUACAACUAGGAAUUUUCUCAAGGAAAAUGAUCGACUUCAGUCUCAGAUACAGCAUAAGCUAAGCACCAUUGAGAAUGUGAUCGAUAUGUUGUCGGGUAUUAUUGGGACGGAGAAGACACCAUCACCACCAUCAUUGAGUGGAGGACCCAAAAGUGCUGGUCCGAAAGGCAGAGACUCCGAUUCCGAUGAGAGUGAGUCGGAAAAGCUCAAGAGUAAAUUGAUUCAGAGCAUGAAGAAGAAUAAAAAGGAGAAAAUUCCUGAAACUAAUGUCUCCCGGGACAAAUUGGUUGAUCCUGAGAGGAAAGUUAACUACGUUUUCUACGAUCCUGAGAUGCAUUGGUGUCCCAUGUGCAAUGUAUUUCCAAAAUCAGCAAAGGAUUAUCUCAAUCAUCUGCACUCCAAGGAACACUUGAGUAUGAUGAAGAAUCAAGAUUCUCCGUGGCAUGAAAAGCAGCAAAAUGAUGAAUUCCCAAAUUAUCCAAAUGCUCCAACAAAGAGAACACCAAUUCGUGGAUUGCAGUUUUUCACAGCUUCCACUGCUUGGUACUGCAAACUCUGUGCCGUUUGGAUGGGAGAUCUACAUUGCGCUUCGACACAUUUGAAAUCUAAAAUUCAUGCUGAUAACUACAAUGCUUAUGCUGAUCAGAAUCCACAUUUUGAUGUGGACUGGAUGGCUGAUCGUCAGAAGGCUUACGAUAUUUAUCGUGAGAAGACAGCAUCGGGAAAAAAGUCACCGACACUGAUGCAUGUGAUUCCAAUGCAGCCGGAUGAAGAUUCCGAUAGGAAGUCCAAAAAGAAGAAGAAGAAGCUGGAUGGGAAGAAAGAGAAGAAAAAGAGAAAACGCAAUAAGCGUCGUCGUCAGUCGUCAUCAUCGUCAUCGAGUUCCAGUUCAUCUGACUCUGAUUCGGAUUCCGAUAAGAAAGAUACAUCCCUCGAAGCAAGUUUAGAUGAUGUUCCGGCUAAUUCGAUUCGGGUUUCCAUGAGGAAUAUGACGAAGCCCUCAGCGCCAUUGACUGAGGAUGAUAAUGCUGUUGGUAAAUGGACGAUGGUACAACCGGCACAGGUCACGUCUCAGCCUCCUUUUGCUCCUCCAGCUCCUUCAAUAUCCACGGAAGCAAAGAAGCGCGAUGAAUUGAUCAUAUCGCAAUGGACACCAGGUCCGGUGAUUAGUGAGUCAGAACGAAAGUUACUGGAUGAUCUUAAGGGGAAGCUCAAAAAGAGAUCUGAAGGGGAUGGAGGAAGUGCUUCGGAUGACAGACGUCGUUCUAGGGAUAGAACUCCAGAUCGGAGAUCUAGAAGGCGUUCUCGGUCACGUGGACGGUAUUCCAGGAGUCGUUCGAGAUCACGCAGUCCAUAUUACAACCGAUAUGGACGUCGAAGGUCAUCCUCGCGUGGACGUCGGUCUAGUUCUCGGGGACGACGAGUGAUUGAGAAGCCUGUGGUAAAUUAUCCGCCAGAACCAAAGCGUCUCAAUGAGAAGAAGACCAAAGGGAAGGAUGGCAAUGGAGAGAGGAAGAAGUCACCGCCAAAGAAGAAAGUUCCACCUCCAGCAAAGGGUAAACUUCCUUUUAUUGGCAGGAUGCCGGUGUUUAAGAAACAAGUGGCCGCUGAAGAUGCAGCCAAGCAGAAGGAAGCUGAAGGGAAUGGUGGAGAGGCUCAGUCACAAACUACUCCGGCUGCUUCAAAAACGCCAACUCAUUCAAAUCCUGGGAUGUCUCAGGGUGGUUCCAUGGAUGAUGAAUUGAUGCCGGAUCCGACACAGUAUAUGGUGCUUUUAAGUGGAGGAGGACCAGCUCCACCACCGCCUCCCAUGCAGCAGGAUUUGGAGAAGAAUGAGGAGGUUCUACCACCGGGAAUUGAUGAAGCUGAGGCGGAUCUUGUGCCAAAGCCUAUAAGUGAUGCACCACGACCGCGUAAAGGUCCUCUGCCUAAGGAUUUCCAGGAUGCACUGGAUUUGAUAUUUCCCGAUGAGAAGAAGAAGGAAAGUGUUGCAGAGCCCACUUCUGAUUCCAAUAGGGAACCUGUGGACAUGGAAGGUGUCACAGCAGGAGACUCUAUUCCAGAACCAGGAGGUGUGGUGGGAAUUGAAGAAGUGGCUCAAGGACCACCGAUGGGAAUCUACAAUACAUAUGGCCCGACAUUUCCAGGUGGAACAGGUUAUGCUGUGUAUGAAGGAAUUCCUGGAGCUAUUCAGGCAGAUUCUCCGGGAAUUGUGCCACCUCCACCGCCUAUUGAUAUGGAUACGGGAAAUUCAGCAGACAACAGCAUUCCUCAUGUUGAGAUGGCUAUUGAGGAAAACAAAGAAUCCUCAAUGAACAAAAUUGAGCUUGAUGAUCUUGCACUCUUGGGCAUUGAUGCCGAUGAUAUGGCGGCUCAGUGCAUGUAGAAUGUGCUGAGAAGAUUCAAUUUGGUAUUUGCUAUUAUCACAUUUAAUAAUGCUAUAAUUAAUUAGCUGGAAAUUCAAUAAAAUUCUUCUAACUGGA
Messenger RNA from Phlebotomus papatasi, 3656 nucleotides. RefSeq names its product zinc finger matrin-type protein CG9776-like. Lineage: Eukaryota; Metazoa; Arthropoda; Insecta; Diptera; Psychodidae. The transcript is spliced from 8 exons. Gene Ontology annotation, cellular component: nucleoplasm. Gene Ontology annotation, biological process: negative regulation of DNA-templated transcription; positive regulation of DNA-templated transcription. The record is from RefSeq and is a predicted model, not a curated record. The coding region runs from base 224 to 3559 and encodes 1111 amino acids. Gene Ontology annotation, molecular function: zinc ion binding; nucleic acid binding.